Sungouiella intermedia is the source of this 1167-nucleotide messenger RNA. Lineage: Eukaryota; Fungi; Ascomycota; Pichiomycetes; Serinales; Metschnikowiaceae. The record is from the annotation of a GenBank genome assembly.
AUGCUCAAGACAUUCCCAAUUCUGUCAAGAGCAGAGACCACGGCCUUGAAACAGCCCAAGGAAGUAUUCUCUUAUAGCCGAAAUAUCGAAGGAGAAUGGCUCACCGAUGAGCAUAUUUCGAAGAACGAAGCCCUCAGCUACUUUUACCUUCCAGAUUCAUUUGUAGAUAGACAAUAUGAUCUUCAAGGAGGAUUCAAGUCGUUUCAGAAGACCCCCGAACAGCAGAAUGUGGCACAUUUUCCGCUGUACCUUGAAGCCAUCCAGAAACAUGAGCAGAAAACAGGCAAGAAGGUCAAGGCCGAUAUAAUUACAUUCCGAGGCAUCAUGACCAAGUUGCUCACGCUUCCAUACAACUUGAACAAACCAUUUCAGCUUUAUGCGAUAGCUUUUGACGGUCAACUCUUUAUCAAGAACGACGACGAGCUGGACUUGAAGGUCCGUGCAGAGGAAGAAGCGAAAAACAACGAUGAGCAGGCCAGAUACAUGAAGGUUUGUGAAUAUGGAGGUUAUAAGUUUGAGACUCUCGUGACACUUCCCAAACCAUGGGCAGAAUGUUCUCGAAAGACCAUUGAAAACAGAAACAAGAAGGUAGUGAAUAACUACGAACAGUACAUUAGCGUUGUACGCACUGGAAUUGGAAAGGUUAAGACGCUAUUGGCAGGCGAGGUGGAUUGUGUGUGGGAUUAUGUUCCUGAGGACAAGCAUGAUGAUAUCCUCAGCCACUACGUAGAGCUUAAAACCAGUCGAACAAUCACACGGCCCAACCAGGGAGGCGAUUUCGAGAAGAAGUUGUUCCGCACAUGGGCACAGUGCUUUUUACUCGGAAUCAAGCGCAUUGUGUACGGAUUCAGAGAUGAAAACCAUAUCUUGAAGGACAUGGAGGUGUACAAUACGGAGGAGGUGCCAGUUUUGAUCAAGGACAGCAAUCUUCCGUCGAAGGGCCCCAAGAUAGUGUGUGUGAAUGCAUUGAAGUGGUACGGAGCGGUGUUGGAGUGGCUCCAUCGCAACAUUGAUGUGACUGAUGAGCAAAAGGCUUACAAGAUCACCUAUGAUCCUGGAUCGAGAACCUUUCUGUUGACUGAAUGUAUUGGUGAUGAAAGUAAGGAGCUUCGGAACGGAGGCAUUUUGACGGAGGAGUUCAAGGUUUGGAGAGACCAGUUGAAGUAA